Molecule: messenger RNA, 3924 nt
Organism: Mycotypha africana
Lineage: Eukaryota; Fungi; Mucoromycota; Mucoromycetes; Mucorales; Mycotyphaceae
Exons: 9
Coding region: 1-3924 (1307 amino acids)
Biological process (GO): negative regulation of transcription by RNA polymerase II
Cellular component (GO): chromatin; Sin3-type complex
Molecular function (GO): transcription corepressor activity
Source: RefSeq, a predicted model, not a curated record
AUGGCAACAGAUUCUCCAUCUCUCCCAAGCUCACUUAAGCCUGAUGUUGAUAGCUUAAGCGAACCUUAUAGUAGCAACAAUAUGAAAGAUUCAAAGGCCAGCAAUGACAAUAACAAUAUGGAAGUGUCCGUUACAACAGCUCAUCAAGUGUCUGAAAGUGCGAAACCUGAUCAUGAACCUUUUGCUCCUAUUCUUACACCUAUUAAGACAGAAGCAUCGCCUGUAAAUGCAGUAAGACAAAAGUCCCCUACACCUCCACCACCUAAAUUACCUCUAUUACAGUCUCCAACGGUAACUUCCGCUUCCCUAAACAAAAAAGCGUCUUCAGCAGAACCACCAUUCGCUGCGGCUAAUGUAGCAACAAAUAUGACUAUUCCCUCUACGCCCAGAACUACAUUUGCGCCAGAUACAAAUCCCCCACCACCGGCGGCCAAGAAUACUUCACCUAAUGGCUAUCGACCUCUAAAUGUAAAAGAUGCGUUGACAUAUUUAGAUCAAGUCAAAAUCAAAUUUUCAGAACAACCCGAAGUCUACAACAGGUUUUUGGAUAUCAUGAAAGAAUUCAAAAGUCAAGCUAUUGAUACACCAGGUGUGAUUGAACGCGUUUCUACACUAUUUAAAGGGCAUCCCAGUUUGAUUUCUGGUUUCAACACUUUUUUACCUCCUGGUUAUCGCAUUGAAUGCUCCACUGAUGGUCAGUCAAGAGAUGUCAUUCGAGUAACAACGCCUAGUGGAACCACCACUAGUACAACUCAUGGUGAGCCUCUUAAUUUGCAUUCAAGUUCAAUGAAUAUAGCAGCAGAAGACUUUUAUACUUCACAGAGAUCAAGUAAUAGACCGCCAUCCACUUACAACCAUGGUUAUCAUGAGUCCUUACCUCCCAUCUCUACGUAUCACCAUCCAACUCAUGCUACAAAAUUGAAUCCUUCGUCGUCAUCGCCGCCAUCUUUUAUACCAUCGCAGCCUACAGCUCUUGGGCGGCCAUUUUCUCCACCCCCUCCACCGUCUUCAGCUAGUGAUAAUAACGCACUUCAUGGAAGUCGUCGUUCACCUGUAGAGUUCAACCAAGCUAUCAAUUAUGUGAACAAGAUUAAAAACCGUUUUGCUAAUGAACCCGACACAUAUAAACAAUUCUUGGAAAUUCUACAGACAUACCAAAAGGAACAAAGACCUAUCCAAGAAGUCUAUGCUCAAGUACGUGUCUUAUUCAAUGGAGCUGAGGAUUUAUUGACAGAAUUUAAGCAAUUUUUGCCAGAUACAACGACACAACAACCCGUCAUGGGCGAUGGUGGUUUAGUAUCUUCAAAAGCGACGGCGACUUCUGCUGCUCCUACUACGAAAUACAAAAAGCGAACCCUAUCUGGAUUACCUCGACAGAGAAGAAAGAAUAAAUACGAACUUUCGGAAGUUCGAUCUUCUUCUGUUAGGGACGGAGGAGUGGAUUUAUCUACACCAUUGGAAGACGUUACUGCAUCGUCAGCAGUAAUAAAACCUAUUAUUACGGCUAUUGAAGUUGAAUUCUUUGAACGUGUGAGAAAGUACUUCGGAAGCAAGUCGACCUAUCAAUCGUUUUUACGUCUCUUGAAUCUGUUUAGUCAGCAGAUGUUUGAUGCCAAUAUGUUGAUUGAUCGAUGCGAACCAUUUUUAGGCGGCAAUAAAGAAUUGUAUGAUCAGUUAAAGAAAUUGGUGGGAUAUGAUGGUAAAGAUAGGGUGAUCGAGAAUGUGCCGCUUCCUUUAAAGCAAGACUAUGUUUCGAGCUCUGCGUAUGGACCUAGUUAUAGAUCAGUUCCCAAAGCGUGGCAAGCACAAAAUUGUUCUGGUCGAGAUGCAUUAUGCUGGGAAGUACUGAAUGAUGAAUUUGUAUCGCAUCCUACAUGGGCCAGUGAGGAUAGUGGGUUUAUUGCUUCUAAGAAAAAUAUAUAUGAGGAAGCUUUACAUCGAGUAGAAGAUGAGCGCUACAGCUACGAUAUGGAUAUCGAAGCCAAUUUGAAUACAAUCACUUUAUUGGAACCUAUCGCUAAGAAACUAGCCUCGAUGACAGACGCUGAAAGAGUUAAUUUUAAGCUUUCGCCUGGCAUAGGUGGCCCUUCUAAGUGCAUUUAUCAACGUACCAUCAAGAAGAUAUAUGGGAGAGAGCAAGGACGAGAAAUUAUUGAUAUGCUUCACAAUCAUCCUGCUCAAACAGUACCUGUCAUUUUGAAACGUUUAAAGCAAAAGGAUGAAGAGUGGAGAAAGUCACAGCGUGAAUGGAAUAAGGUUUGGAGAGAGGUAGAAGUCAAGAACUAUUACAAAGCACUCGAUUAUCGAGGCGUUAUCUUUAAAACAAAAGACAGAAAGACGACAUCCGUUAAGUAUCUUGUCAAUCAAAUCGAGGCCAUCCGUUUGGAUCAGAUCACUCCUGAGAACUUUGCUGUCAGCGAACCUCAACUGUGUUUCAAGUUCAAAAGCAGGAGGAUUUUUAAAGACGUGACUCGUGUACUGUAUAGGUUCUUCGACAGACAAACCUUGUAUGGCCACGAUGAUUGUGAAAUAAUGAAAGCAUUUAUAGAAAUGUUUUUGCCUGUUUUCUUUGACGUGCCCGAUGUUCUGCCUGAAACGGACUUACACAACUGCAAUAGUGAUAAUCUGAUGGAAGAUGAUACAACGGAUAUGGAAGAUGACGUGGCAAUGGAUGAUGAUGUUAAUAAGAAUAAUAAUGACAAUGACGAUGAUGAUAAUGAUACCCAGAAUUCUUACGAUUCUUCUACAGAUACCACACGUUCCACAAGACGCACCAACAACUAUUCACGCAGAAAUAAUGGCAGGAGAUCGCCUCGUCAUCGAACAAACGAUGAAGACCAUCCUCGACUUUUAAAAGACGUUUUAAAGAAGAGCGUUAAUUCAACUACACAGCCAAGAUCAGCAGAGACAAAAUCUCAGCCUUUCCAAAUACCACCAGCAGAUGAUGAUGAAGAGGAUAUGGUUGAUAAAGGCCAAGCAUCAAAAGAAAGGAAGAUACAUAAUCUGUUUGGCAAUACAACAUUCUAUUGCUUUUUCCGACUAUUUCAGAUUUGCUAUGAGCGUCUAUACAAAUUCAGACGGUUGGAUAGAGACUAUAGACUCAAUGGUGAUAAAACUAAAGCAAAAAACAAAGCAGCACUGCAGCUGAACACUCCGUCAGUCGUAUUUAACGGCGUUGAGAUUGAUUUCAGAAACGGAUAUUAUAGAGCGUUGUUGAAGCUCGUUGAUCAGUUUUUCGAUGAUGAAUUUGAUCAAUAUGUAUUUGAAGAAUGUGUACGAUAUAUAUAUGGAACGGAAGCUUAUGAAAUAUUUACUAUUGAUAAAUUGAUGUUAGCCAUUAUACGACAGCUCUACUGUAUAGUUACUGACCCUGAAGCACAGGAAAUUUUGUCCUUCUUCAAGAAAAACCAUGAACAUGAAAUCAACGAGUCUCAGUUGACACAAGCUUACAGAUUAGAAGUGACAGAAGUUUUAAAGCAAGAAGAUAACUUGUACAAUUUAGCUUUUGAUACAAGGGAUAGAACCUUGUCCAUUCAAUUAUUAGAAAAACACGAUAAAACAUUUGAAUUAUACGGACUUGAAGAUUAUACCAACUAUGUCGAUAACUAUACCAAUUGGGACAAUGAGACGCCCGGUGUCGAUAGAAAAGGAAUGCUACAGCAAUACUUGAAGAGAAAUCUGAAAAGAAAUUCAACUAAAUCUGAAAAUGUUUAUGUCAACUCGAACCUACAAUACAAAAUAUGCAGGAACACAUAUCAUAUGUUUUACGUCGUAGGGACGGAAGAUGUAUUUACGAACAAUACAUUUGAAGUUGAAGGAACUGAGGAUAAGUCAAUGCGAAAUGAUGCCUUUAAAGCGUGGCUCAAUCGAAAGAUGGAAACAUAUAAUCAGUCCGUCGAAGAAUUACGACAAAAGUUUCAAUAG